Trematomus bernacchii (emerald rockcod) is the source of this 4675-nucleotide messenger RNA. It is a transcript of the gene hip1rb, whose product is annotated as huntingtin interacting protein 1 related b. Gene Ontology annotation, molecular function: phosphatidylinositol-3,5-bisphosphate binding; actin filament binding; clathrin-cargo adaptor activity. The record is from RefSeq and is a predicted model, not a curated record. Lineage: Eukaryota; Metazoa; Chordata; Actinopteri; Perciformes; Nototheniidae. Gene Ontology annotation, cellular component: actin cortical patch; clathrin-coated vesicle. Gene Ontology annotation, biological process: actin filament organization; endocytosis; clathrin coat assembly. The transcript has 32 exons. Bases 173 to 3391 code for a protein of 1072 amino acids.
CAUUCACUUUGCUCUUCCUCAUCAGCCGUGGUGCAUCACCAGCGAUGAACACACAGGACAUGUCCCUUUCUAGAUAGUGCGCAAGUGCUCUAAUAUUUCCUCUCGCCUGGACGUGUUUUCGUGUCUUUAUCUCUUUUUGUCUCCCUGAGACUGUCCUUGUCCGAGCUCCAGGAUGAACAGCAUUAGACAGGUGCCCACACGGGUGAAGAGCCGGCGGACUGAAGCCAACCUCGGCGCGGAGAGGGAGCAUUUUGACAAGCAGCAGCUGAGCAGCAUCAGCAAGGCCAUCACCUCCGCUGAGACGCCUGUGAAGGAGAAACAUGUUCGACGAAUCAUCCUGGGGACUUACAGGGAGAAGGGAGCCUACACCUUCUGGUCCUACGCUCUGGGCUUCCCCCUGGCCAGCAGCUCCAUCCUCAGCUGGAAGUUCUGCAGCGUUCUGCACAAAGUCCUGCGAGACGGACACCGAAAUGUUCUACAAGACUGCAUGAGGCAUCACACUUCUUUAGUGGAAAUCGGGAAACUAUGGAGCAACCUCCAUGACAAAUACGGACAGCUGGUGGCUCUGUAUACCAAACUGCUCUGCACAAAAAUGGAGUUUCAUGCAAAGCAUUCAGAAAUCCCACCGAACCUGGAGGCAUCAGAUGAACUCCUGGAGCGCACCGCAGGGACCGACGUUAAUAAUGUGUUCCAGCUCACAGUCGAGGUGUUUGAUUACUUGGACGCUGAGCUGAGGCUGGCCGAGACAGUGAUCCGACAGCUCAACACAUCCAUCGCCAUCUCCACCCUCACAUCAGGCCAGUGUCGCCUGGCUCCUCUCAUACAGGUCGUCCAGGACUGCAGUCACCUCUACCACUUCACCGUCAAGCUGCUCUUCAAGCUGCACGCCUGUCUCCCUGCAGACACCUUACAAGGACACCGUGAACGUUUCCAUGACCAGUUCCACAGCCUUAAGACUUUCUUCAAUAGAGCCAGAGACAUGAUUUACUUCAAGAGACUGAUCCAGAUCCCCAAGCUGCCUGAUUCCCCUCCUAACUUCCUGCAUGCAGCUUCCCUUGCCAAGCACGUGAAGCCAGUGGUGGUUAUCCCUGAUGAAGACUAUCCAGAGCAACCUGACGACGAUGAUGACGAGCCCGAGCCGGAGCCGCUCAUCGAGGUCAGCGAGGUCUCAACAUCCAGCAUCCAGGCACAGCCACAGCAACUGGACAUAUUUGAUCAGACGUUUGGACCCCCGAAUGGAGGCUUCGAUGACAGGGAUCUCCAGAUUGAGAACAUGAAGCGAGACCUGGAGCUGUUGAGAGCUGAACUAGAGAGAGUCAAAUUGGAAGCUCAGCGUUACAUCACACAGCUGAAGUCCCAAAUCAACAGUUUGGAGGCAGAACUAGAAGAACAGCGUGCUCAGAAACAACAUGCUUUUGUGGAAAAUGAGCAACUGCGCAUGGAGCUGGAGGCUACGCGCCGCCGAAACGCAGAACACGAGAGCACGCAGGUCGUCUUCAUCGAAGCAGAACAAAGAGCCCAGGCCACUGAGCAGCGGUACAAUAAGUUGAAGGAGAAGCACACAGAGCUGGUGUCCAGCCACGCUGAACUGCUGCGGAGGAGUGCAGACACUGUGAAGAUGCUGUCAGCAACACAGCAGACACAGGACGAGGUGGAGAGGACCAAGCAGCAGCUGGCCUUUGAGGUUGAUCGAAUAAAACAGGAGGCCGACAUGAAGCUGGAAGAGCAGAAGUUUGAAAUGGAGAAGCUGAAGAGAGCGCUGGACGAGAAGAUGGCAGAAAUGAUGCACAUCAAGGGGACUCUGCAGAGCAGCGAGAUGACGUCGGAGCAAAUGAGCAGCUCAAUGACGGCUCUGCAGGCGGAGAAAGAGCGCCUGAUGCGAUCUGUGAGCGAGAGGGAGGCGGAGCUGUCGUCUCUGAAGCAGACGGCCACGCUGCAGCAGUCCUCCCUCCAGCAGGAGCGAGAGAGGAGCAGCAGGGAGAUGGUAGAGCUGCAGGGCAAACUGCAGGAGAAGUCGAGUCAGGAGGAGCAGCUGAAGCAGAGGCUGCUGGAGGAGCAGUUUUCUCUGCUGCAGGGCACCGUCAGCGAGGCGGAGAACAUCAUCCAAGAUGCUGUCGCUAAACUGGAUGAUCCCCUUCAUAUACGCUGCACCAGCUCUCCAGAUUAUCUGGUGAGUCGGGCGGAGGCCACGCUGGGCUCCGUGGACAAAGUGAAAAAGGGCCAUGCAGAUUAUCUGAGUAACAUGGGGGAUGCUGGGGGGCUACUGAGGGCGCUGACCCAGUUCUCCCACUUGGCUGCGGAUACAAUCAUCAACGGCAGCGCCACUGCACACAUGGCCCCCACCGACCAUGCAGACCGACUGACGGAGAACUGCAGAGGCUGUGCCACUGAGAGUCUGCAGUUCUUCAAGGAUCUGAAGACAAAGACCACCCUCCAGAGGGCAGACCCUGCCGCUAUUCGCGUCAUCGUUCAGAAGAUCCUGAACCUGGGCCAGGAGCUGCGACCAAAAGGCAUGGAUGUUCGUCAGGAUGAGCUCGGAGAUCUGGUCGAUAAGGAAAUGGCUGCAACCUCUGCUGCUAUUGAGGAGGCCGUCCGCAGGAUUGAUGAAAUGAUGAACCAGGCUCGAAAGGACACAUCAGGAGUUAAACUGGAAGUCAAUGAAAGAAUCCUCAACAGCUGCACCGACCUGAUGAAGGCCAUCCGCUUGCUGGUCAUAGCAUCUACAGACCUGCAGAAGGAGAUUGCCGAGGGUGGGAGGGGCGCAGCCAGCUUGAAGGAGUUCUACGCCAGAAACUCUCGCUGGACGGAGGGACUGAUCUCUGCUGCCAAGGCGGUGGGAUGGGGAGCCACAGAGAUGGUGGAGUCUGCUGAUAAGGUGGUGCUGCACACGGGCAAAUAUGAAGAGUUGAUAGUCUGCUCGCAUGAGAUCGCUGCCAGCACUGCACAGCUGGUCGCUGCCUCAAAGGUUAAGGCAGCCCGUGGCAGUACGAGGCUGUCGGCCCUGCAGCAGGCCUCCCGCCAUGUGAACGAGAUGGCAGCUAACGUGGUCGGCUCAACAAGGACGGGCCAGGAGCACCUGGAGGAGAAAGAAACGAUGGACUUCUCUGGGAUGUCUCUCAUCAAGUUGAGGAAAGAAGAAAUGGAGUCACAGGUCAAAGUGCUGGAGUUGGAAAGUCAGUUGGGGAACGAGCGUCUGCGUUUGGGCGAGCUGAGGAAGAAGCAUUACGACGUGGUCGGAGUUCCUUCAGAGCCGGUUUCUGAGGGGAACGGAGGGACCUCCUCGCUGGCCUAUCCUGCCAACAUGUCACCAAAACCCAGCAAGCCGGUGCUUUUCAAGAAGCCUGCUUUGGCCCAGAAACCCAACCUCCUACCCAAAUCCAUGUUCAAGUAAUGCCGGAGCAGAAAAGGAACAUUCUCCACUACUGGAUGGUUGGAUUGCCCAGAUUAGGUCCUCUUGUUGUGAACAUACUGUUACUUUUAAGUUGCAUGCUGACAAUCCUCUGCAUCUCAUGGUUUUCUCCUUUCUUUAUUCAUUUGUUUUCCGCCAAAAUGUCCCAAUGGUGUUUGACCCUUGAUGCCUGUUAGGAAUAUGCUGUGGUUCCCCCUGCCCCCUUUACUCUUUUCCUCUUUUAGAGAAUUGAUACAUAUGCCAUGCAGGCAAAACCCUUUUUUAUUUAAGUAUUUGGCAUUAAUAACAAAACAGUUUAAUAUUAAAAUGUUAGGCUGUGUCAAAGUAUUUCUUUUAGCAGAUGAUGGUACUGCUGCUGCUUUUAGAAUAAAAACCUUUAUUCAAAAAAUCACAAAUUGACAGAAUAAGUUCCUCCUGCUUUGGACAACCUUUUUGCACAAUAUUGUUAAUGUUUAUUAAAAAGCACAUCUAAUUUCUCUUAAUGUACACUGUAUGUUAUUUAUGUUGUGGUGGGCGGUAAAGGACACUUGGGAAUCACAUUGUGUGCGUCUAUGUUGCUGCAAAAGUUAUAAAUACCUCUGGGUUUGCCUUCACAGUGGACACUCACUUUUUUUAUGUGCAAAACAGCUUUUUAUCGCAACAGUUCAAGAUGUAAUUUGAGGCCUUGGAAUGUACUGUAAAAAUGAAUGAUGGAAUCAAAGCUGUCUGACAUACAGUCUGUACAGCAAUCUGCCACAUGCACCAUGUUUCAUUUAACUUUAAUAUCUUAUCAAUAAUCUACACUCACCUCUUGAAUGUCCCUUUAUUACAGGAGAACCUGGAUACUAUGCUAAAGCAUUAAGAAAGACUUCAUGCUUGCACACAAAUAUUGGAUGUAAGCGUCCUUGAUAAUCAAACGCUUGUUUUAGGCUAAAUGAAGAUGUAGGGUUAGUUUAUGUACAAUAUAAAGUUCUCUUUGCCUCCGGGAGCUUUUCAUACAGGGUCUUAAAUGCAUCUUUUAUGUUCUUUCCUUUCCUCUGUACGAAAUGUCUUUAUACACUCAGAUCUAUUAAUAUAUUUUAGUAAAGAUAAUAGUGAUUUCUCCUUGUAAGAAGUGUAAAUGUCAAACAAAUGAACAAUAAAUGUUUGAUUGUAAUGUCCCAUUGUGUUUCCUUGUUUCGAUCCAAUUAACCUUUUUCUCCAAGUUGCAUGUGUGCAAAGAUUUGAGCAACAUCACAACAUGUAAUCACACACAAAGCACAAGAAAAUAAAGAAAUAUUGAUGGUU